GGUGUUGCGGCAAUUUCGAAGGGAAUAGUGAGUUUUGAAAAUUUUGACAACGACCUCGAGAAUGGCAGAUAAUCAACAAAGUAGAUUUGAAAAGUCUCUUGGUCUAUUAACGACUCGUUUUGUCACUUUAUUACAGAAAGCGAAAGAUGGUGUCCUCGAUCUAAAAGUAGCUGCUGAUAUUUUAGAAGUACGACAGAAAAGACGAAUUUAUGAUAUUACAAACGUCCUUGAAGGUAUUGGACUCAUAGAAAAGAAAAGUAAAAAUAGUAUCCAGUGGAAAGGAGCAGGUCCAGGUUGUAACACCCAAGAAGUUGGUGAGAAAUUGACUGAUUUAAAAGAUGAAAUUAAAAAGCUAGAGGAUCAUGAACAGUUAUUGGAUAUGCACACACAAUGGAUUCAACAGAGUAUAAAAAAUAUAGAAAAUGACUUGAUCAAUAGGAAAUAUGCAUAUAUCACGUAUGAAGAUGUAAAAGAAAACUUUCCAGCUGAAUUUGUAUUAGGAAUUCAAGCUCCUCCUGAUACAGAAUUAAGCGUACCAAAUAUAACACAGCCCCUAGAAGAAGAAGAAAAAGAAAUAAAUUAUGAAAUGUUUCUUAAAAGUAGCUCAGGCGAAAUUAAGGUAUAUAUGAUUCAACCAGAAUUAGCUAAAACGUACGAUAAUAAAAUAUUAGAAAUGAGAUUGCAAGAAGAGGCAAAAGGUACAAAAAGAUGCAAAGAAGAAGAUGAAAAGAAGGAGGAAACUAAUGUUAAACCAAAGAGAAGAGUUGGAAGGCCACCAAAAGGAGCAAGUAAACCUGAUCCUGUCAUAUCUGACGAGGAUGAAGAGGAUGAUGCAGAAUUAAUAGAAGCAAAAAUAGUACUUCGCGAUGUCAGCGCAUCAGAUAUAGCUCAGAAAGAUUUGGAACUAUUCGAUCAACUUUAUUCCGACAUUUAUGGACCGUUAGUGAGAUUAAGUCCGCCGCCUAGUGAAAAAGAUUAUCACUUUAAUCUUAGUGAAAAUGAAGGGAUUUGUGAUUUGUUUGACAUUACUGCAAAAUGAGUAAUACUAAGUUAUAUAGUUUAAAUAAUUGGAUGGUUUAUAAAUCAGACUGUGCCAAUAAUGUGCAAAAAUCACAGAAAAAUUUGUUGACAAUUUCUGAAGGCUGUUCUGUGUAUAUAAUUUUAAAGAAUGGAUGUGGAUAACGAUCAUUGGAUACAUGCAGUAUUUUUUUAU
Molecule: messenger RNA, 1213 nt
Organism: Colletes gigas
Lineage: Eukaryota; Metazoa; Arthropoda; Insecta; Hymenoptera; Colletidae
Product: transcription factor E2F4-like
Exons: 7
Coding region: 62-1039 (325 amino acids)
Biological process (GO): regulation of transcription by RNA polymerase II
Cellular component (GO): RNA polymerase II transcription regulator complex
Molecular function (GO): DNA-binding transcription factor activity, RNA polymerase II-specific; protein dimerization activity; RNA polymerase II cis-regulatory region sequence-specific DNA binding
Source: RefSeq, a predicted model, not a curated record